AUGUCUGACGACAGUGGCCGCCCGCCGAGUACUGCAAACGAACCAGUGGCCCAGCGCCGGGUUCUCAACCCCUUCGUGACCCGCACUAAUGCAUUCGACACCAUCCCAGACAAGCUGAAAGUGGCACUGAUGACGGUGUUCGUAGUGCCACUGCGGUUGGUGGGCCUGUGUCUGUGCGUGCUUAUAGGCUGGGUGUUCGCUUCAAUCAGCCUCUUGGGCAUCGCAGAAGAUCACCGAGACAAACCUCUGCGCGGCUGGAGAUGCAUUAUGCGCGGCCUGCACGCGCUGAACGCCCGCGCAGCCUUCUACCUGAGCGGCUUUGUGGUGCGCGUCCGCGGCACCCUGUCCCCCGAAGCACCCGUGCUGGUGGCGGCGCCGCACUCCUCCUUCGUGGACGCGAUCGUGCUGUUCUGCUCCGGUCUGCCGUCCAUCAUCUGCCGCAGCGAGACCAUCGAGCUGCCUUUCCUGGGCACGAUGACCGACUACACGCAGCCGGUGUAUGUGCGCCGGGAGGACCCCGACUCCCGACAGAACACCAUCAGGGAGAUCCAGCGGCGCGCGCGCAGCCGCGGCCACUGGCCGCAGAUGCUGCUCUUCCCCGAGGGCACCUGCACGAACCGCUCGUGUCUGGUUCAGUUCAAACCGGGUGCCUUCUACCCAGGCGUGCCCGUUCAGCCGGUUUUGGUGCGCUAUCCGAACCGUUGCGAUACGGUAACGUGGACGUGGGAAGGACCGAGUGCGUGGGUAGUGCUCUGGCUGACGCUGACUCAGGUCGUCACCUUCUGCGAGAUCGAGUACCUGCCCGUGUACGUGCCGAGCGAAGAGGAGAAGGAGAACCCGCGCCUGUUCGCGAGUAACGUUCGUGCGAGGAUGGCGGAGGCGCUGGGCGUUCCGGUGGUCGACUACACGUUCGACGACUGUCGCCUGAUGAGCAGAGCCUGCUCCUGGGGCCUGCCCUGCGAGACGGGACUCGUGGAGGCGACCAAACUGAUGCACGAGCUCGGCAUCACCAUAGACACCGUGGAAGCCGAGAUGGACCGCUUCGCCAGCAUCGCGCGGAAGGAGGACGGCCUGAUCAGGAUGAGUGACUUUGCCGCCCACCUGGCCAUCCCCACCUCCGUGCCGCAGCUGAUUGAGGUCUUCAACCUCUACGACAGCAACGGCGACGGCGUGGUCGACUUCCGCGAGUACCUGGUGGCCGUCACCCGCCUGGUCCGGCCGAUCAACACCGAGGAGACCAUCAGCCUCGCCUUCCGCAGGAUGGACGUCGGCGAGAAGGGUCACGUGACGCGCCGUGACGUCACCAGGGCCAUGGACAUCGUGUUCGACAUGACCGAACAGGAGGGGAGCAAGCUCUUCGACCAGGUGGAGAAACAGAACGAGUACUGCAUUACGUUUGUGGAGUUUCGCGAGUGUUUGCAAAAGCAUCCAGAGUAUGCCGUAUUUUUCACGGCGUGGUUUGAGAAUCUGAAACAAUCCCUUCAAAUAUAA
This is a messenger RNA of Amphibalanus amphitrite, 1491 nucleotides long. Its product is annotated as lysophosphatidylcholine acyltransferase 2-like. The transcript has a single exon. The coding region runs from base 1 to 1491 and encodes 496 amino acids. NCBI's taxonomy places the organism in Eukaryota, Metazoa, Arthropoda, Thecostraca, Balanomorpha, Balanidae. The record is from RefSeq and is a predicted model, not a curated record. Gene Ontology annotation, molecular function: calcium ion binding.